UUUCUCUUACUUCUUCGAGCAGUAACUCUCAUGCUGCUUGAUGAUCAAGAAACAACACCCAGAAGCCGAUGUCAUCUGUACUGUUUUCUUCCGAUCUGAUUUGGUUUAGGGCCAAGUUUACAAGGGAAGAGGAGAUUCGUACUCUGAGCUUGAGUAUCCGAUCAGUACGUGUAUGACCUGAUCAGAUAUUUGCACGCUCUUAUUUGAUUUAUCUUCAUUUUCCCACCAAUUCCCUCACUUCCCAAAUCCAUGGACAUAAUUGACUUCCUCCGAUUCACAAGUUACAAAUCGUUUCACUCCAACUACAUGUACAUAGAGAAAUACCUAUAUUUAUAUGCAUGGUAGAGACAGAAGAGAGGGGGAGAGAGAAAGAGCGAGUGGCGUGUUCAUUUGGUUUUGUUGUAGUAAACCUCAACAAUAACAACAACAAAAGAAAUACAUCAAUCUCCACUGAUCAGAUCAACUUUCGAUGGCGACGUACUUUCAUGGUAACUCGGAAAUCCAAUCCCCCGACGGCGGCUUGCAGACUUUAGUCCUCAUGAACCACGGCGGUUACGUCCAGUACUCAGAUACUAAUCAACAUCAACAGUCACCGUCGGCAGCAGCCACUAACCAACAGCUUGUCUUCCUCAACUCCUCAGCCGGGGCCAAUCAGCUCGCUCAGGGCUCUACUCACCCCCACGCGCCGCCCUCCCACACCCAGCAAUUUGUCGGCAUACCGCUCCCUACGGUGUCGUCUCAAGACCCUAGUAACUCGCAGGCCAUGCAUCCUCACCACGACAUGGCAGCUCUCCACGCCUUCAUGCCGCGCAUUCAGACUCAGUACGCGCUCUGGAACUCAAUCGACCCUUCCGCGCGUGACACCCCACGCGCUCAGCAGGGUUUGUCACUGAGCCUGUCGUCGUCCCAGCAGCCAGGGUUUGGGUCCUUCCGUGGGGCGCCUGACCGGGAUGUCCCGACUGGUGAGGAUAUUCGGGUUUCAAGCGGCUCCAACUCUUCGGCUUCGGGUGUGACUAAUGGGGUUUCGGGUAUGCAGAGCGUGUUGCUGAGCUCCAAGUACUUGAAGGCUGCACAGGAGCUUCUUGAUGAGGUUGUCAACGUUGGAAGUGGGAUGAGGACUGAGUUGCCUAAGAAGGGUAAUGGGAGCCAGAGUAAGUCCAUGGCUGAGUCUUCUAUGGCGGCCGCCGGAGAGAGUUCGGUCGGUGGAGAUCAAGAUAGUGGGAAGCGUGCUGUUGAGCUAAGCACUGCCGAGAGGCAGGAAAUUCAGAUGAAGAAGGGAAAGCUCAUCAACAUGCUUGAUGAGGUGGAUCAAAGGUACCGACAAUACCAUCGCCAGAUGCAAAUGGUGAUUUCCUCGUUUGAGCAAGCAGCCGGGAUUGGUUCAGCCAGAACAUACACAGCUCUUGCACUUCAAACAAUCUCAAAGCAAUUCAGGUGCUUGAAAGAUGCAAUCACAAACCAAAUUCGAGCCGCGAACAAGAGCUUAGGUGAAGAGGAUUGCAGUGGGGGGAAGAUUGAAGGUUCAAGGCUAAAAUAUGUCGACCAUCAGCUGAGACAGCAAAGAGCUCUCCAACAGUUGGGAAUGAUCCAGCACAAUGCUUGGAGACCCCAGAGGGGAUUGCCUGAAAGAUCUGUUUCUGUUCUUCGUGCUUGGCUUUUCGAACACUUCCUGCACCCCUACCCAAAGGACUCAGACAAGCACUUGCUUGCAAAGCAAACAGGGCUUACUAGGAGCCAGGUUUCAAAUUGGUUUAUAAAUGCUCGAGUUCGUCUGUGGAAGCCAAUGGUGGAGGAAAUGUACUUGGAGGAAAUCAAGGAGAAUGAGCUUAAUGGAUCAUCUGAGAAAAUGACCAAGAGCAAUGAGGAUUCUGCAUCAAAGUCCACACCUCCACAAGAGAGAAGUCCUGCAACUGAUCACAACCAAACCAAUGGUACUUUCAAUUCCAAAGAGUCUUCCACAAAUCAUAUUGCUGCUCCUCCAUCCGUAUCAAUGUCAAUGUCCUCAGCUUCAACAUCUCCCACAAACAUUGUUCGGAACCAGUCCGGAUUCAGCCUCAUCGGAUCAUCAGAAUUGGAUGGCAUCACACAAGGCAGUCCAAAGAAGCCAAGGAGCAUUGAAAUAAUGCAUUCCCCAAAUAGUAUGAUGAACCAUAUGGAUAUCAAGCCUCAAGAGGUGAGCAAUGACCAAGUUUCUAUGAAAUUUGGGGAUGAGAGGCAGAGCAGAGAUGAAUACUCAUUCAUGGGAGGACAGACCAAUUUUAUUGGGAAUUUUGGACAAUACCCAAUUGGUGAAAUUGGGAGGUUCGAUGCAGACCAAUUCACGCCACGGUUCUCAGGCAAUGGUGUGUCUCUCACUCUUGGUCUUCCUCAUUGUGAAAACCUCUCCUUGUCAGGUGCCCAUCACCAAACUUUUCUACCAAACCAAAACAUGCAAUUGGGAAGAAGAGUUGAUCACAUUGGAGAAGCAAAUGAUCAGUUUGGAACCAUGAAUACUUCAGCUCCUCACUCUUCUGCUGGAUACGAAAGCAUCGACAUCCAGAAUCGAAAGAGGUUUGUAGCACAAUUGUUGCCAGACUUUGUGGCGUGAUAUCUCAAAUAAGAAGACCACCUAGAAGAAGCAUGGCAGGCUAUAUAUAUAUAUAUAUAUAUAUAUAUAUAUAUAUAUAUAUAUAUAUAUAUAUUCAUGCCACAGCGUUUGGUCUUCCCAAUAUUAAUUUCUUUCUAUGAUGCCCUCUAAAUACAUUGGGGACAAGGGACUAUGCAUGUGGUAGUGUAUAGAAAGAAGAAUUACUUAGUAUAGGUAUAUACUCUUGCAUAUAACCAUUUCAGAUCUUAGACAGCUUAGGAUUUGAGAACAUAUGGUUCAGGAUUGUAUAUUAUUUUGUAAGUUUUGGUGAUGGAUAGUUUGAUUGGUGUAAAACCUUAGUUAAG
This is a messenger RNA of Argentina anserina (silverweed cinquefoil), 2931 nucleotides long. Its product is annotated as BEL1-like homeodomain protein 1. Bases 470 to 2587 code for a protein of 705 amino acids. NCBI's taxonomy places the organism in Eukaryota, Viridiplantae, Streptophyta, Magnoliopsida, Rosales, Rosaceae. The transcript has 5 exons. The record is from RefSeq and is a predicted model, not a curated record. Gene Ontology annotation, molecular function: DNA-binding transcription factor activity, RNA polymerase II-specific; RNA polymerase II cis-regulatory region sequence-specific DNA binding. Gene Ontology annotation, biological process: regulation of transcription by RNA polymerase II.